CAGUUGAGCACUGACAAGCGAUUAAUUAAGUAGCAUUGCGAUUAGCUUAGUUUUUGCUGUCCCAGCGAUGACCACGAUUCCAAAUGGAAGUGCGGCACAGCCCACAACUCAAGCUGUGAUUGAGAUUCAGCCGGUGUUCGUUGAGCCUGCUGUCGCCCAGCCAGCAGCUGCUUAUGCCGAACUGCUCAAUGGACCGCCAGAGGAGGAAGUACGAAGGAUGGGCAAGAGCAAGUUUCGCAUCAAAAGUCUGCUGAGCUCGGCAGCCAUUUUUCUAUCGCUGAUGCUCAUUGUUGGUGCCAUUUUUAUGCACCUGAAGCAAAAGAAUCACUUCGGACGCAUGAAUUGGGGCAAGGAGGAAAUGGAAAUGGAGUCGCCAACAAUUUUCUGGAAUGACACAAUGACUCCAACCUUAGAAUCCUACAUCCAAGAGCCACCUGAUGCCUGGAGUGAGUGCCUGAAGUGCAUUGCGUAUACAAGUACGCUAAAUAGGUCUGUGUGCGGCGAAAAUAAGUGUGGAACCUAUGGCAUCUCCAAGCUUUACUGGCAGGAUGCAUUGCGCCUUCCGGGCAUAAAUGUCAGCCAAGACUAUGAGAGUUGCGCUCUGGAUCCGGAGUGUGGAUCGGACAUUGUGCGAGGCUACAACGAGCACUAUGCCAGGGACUGCAAUGAAGAUGGAAACAUUGAAUGCAAGGAUCACAUAAUGCUGCAUAUACUAGGACCCACAGGCUGCCGAACGCAGCGGAUGCCGUUCAUCUAUAGCAAGCGGAUGGACGCUUGUUUGGAAGGGAGUGAGCUUGAAUAG
Messenger RNA from Drosophila nasuta, 802 nucleotides. RefSeq lists its product as uncharacterized. Bases 68 to 802 code for a protein of 244 amino acids. NCBI's taxonomy places the organism in Eukaryota, Metazoa, Arthropoda, Insecta, Diptera, Drosophilidae. The record is from RefSeq and is a predicted model, not a curated record. Gene Ontology annotation, molecular function: lysozyme activity. The transcript has 3 exons.